Molecule: messenger RNA, 1044 nt
Organism: Naumovozyma castellii
Lineage: Eukaryota; Fungi; Ascomycota; Saccharomycetes; Saccharomycetales; Saccharomycetaceae
Gene: TIF34
Product: translation initiation factor eIF3 subunit i
Exons: 1
Coding region: 1-1044 (347 amino acids)
Source: RefSeq, a predicted model, not a curated record
AUGAGACCUAUUGUGCUUAUGGGACACGAACGUCCACUUACCCAAGUGAAAUACAACAGAGAAGGUGAUUUACUAUUUUCUUGCUCCAAGGAUAAUUUUGCCUCCGUUUGGUAUUCUGUCAAUGGUGAAAGACUAGGUACGUUGAACGGUCAUGCCGGUACCAUUUGGUCCAUCGAUGUGGAUAAAUUCACUGAAUAUUGUGUGACUGGGUCCGCCGAUUAUAGUAUUAAGAUGUGGAAAGUGGAAACUGGUGAGAAUGUUUAUUCUUGGGAUUCCCCCGUUCCAGUGAAAAAUGUCUCUUUUUCUCCAUGUGGGAAUUAUGUAGCAGCUGUUCUUGAUAACGUUAUGAAAUAUCCAGGGUCCAUUAACAUUUAUCAAUUAAAGAGAAAUCCAGAGACUAAUGAAAUUAUUGAAUUUGUGGAGGAACCAAUACAUAAGAUUGAAACUCAAGAAGGUUUAUCCGCAGCCGUUUCAGCUGAUUGGUCCACUGAAGGUAAAUUCAUUAUUGCUGCUCAUAAGGAAGGUGAAGUUUCCAAAUAUGAUGUGGAUAAUGGGUUGCAAUUUGUAGAAUCCAUUAAAUUGCAUAAGGCAUUGAUUACAGAUUUACAAUUUUCACCUGAUAGAACAUAUUUCAUUACAUCUUCAAGAGAUUCUCAUGCUCAUAUAGUGGAUGUGGAAACUCUUGCUGUCUUAAAAGAUUUCGAAAUUGAUUGUCCAUUAAACACAGCAUGUAUUACUCCAUUGAAAGAAUUUGUCAUUCUUGGUGGUGGUCAAGAUGCUAGAGAUGUUACCACUACCAGUGCUAGUGAAGGUAAAUUUGAAGCUAGAUUCCAUCAUAAGAUUUUUGAAGAAGAAAUUGGUAGAGUCAAAGGUCAUUUCGGUCCAUUAAAUUGUGUUGCUGUGAGUCCUCAAGGUACAUCGUAUGUGUCUGGUGGGGAAGAUGGUUUAGUGCGUCUGCAUCAUUUUGAAAAAUCUUACUUUGACUUCAAAUAUGAUGUUGAAAAGGCUGCUGAAGCAAAGGAACAUAUGCAAGAAGCGGAAUAA